UUCGGUCAUUUCGUCUGGUGAUUUCUGAUCCAGCACGUGGAGGAGACCCAAGACCUCAACCGUCAGUGCAAAUAAAGCGUGGACAAUAAUUCGCCGAAAAUUACCUGCUAUAUUAUUUAAGCAUUUAACAGUUUUUCACAAACAGAAUCUCGUUGAUAAGAAGAAAUUAAAAAGAGGAAAAACGAUGGCAGACUAUGUGUUUGGUAACACAAAACCGGCUGAUGUACCCCUGCCGGAUGAUGGACUCUCAGCGGCACAGUUAUUUGCCAACGGUGAUGGUCUCACUUACAAUGAUUUUAUUAUUUUACCGGGUUAUAUUGAUUUUACCGCCGAUGAAGUUGAUUUGUUAUCACCGUUAACAAAGAAGAUCUCGCUUAAAGCACCGCUUGUAUCAUCGCCGAUGGACACGGUUACAGAAUCUGACAUGGCUAUUGCCAUGGCCCUAUGCGGAGGGAUUGGAAUAAUACAUCAUAAUUGUACGCCUGAAUAUCAAGCGAAUGAAGUACAUAAGGUAAAAAAAUAUAAACACGGAUUUAUUAGGGACCCUGUUGUUUUGUCACCUAAUCACACAGUUAGCGACGUUAUGAAUGUAAAAGCUGAACAUGGUUAUUCCGGUGUUCCCAUCACAGACACAGGAAAAGUAGGAGGUAAACUGCUGGGUAUUGUUACAUCCAGAGAUAUUGACUUUUUGGAGAGUUCUCCAAAUCAACAGUAUACCAAGUUAGAAACAAUAAUGACAAAAUUAGAAAAUUUAAUCACUGCUACUGCUGGUGUAACAUUGCAAGAGGCAAAUGUGAUUCUUGAAAAGUCUAAGAAAGGAAAACUUCCGAUUGUUAAUGAAAAGGGAGAGUUAGUAUCUUUAAUGGCAAGAACUGAUUUGAAAAAAAAUCGUAGUUAUCCAAAUGCUAGCAAAGAUGAGAAUAAACAAUUAUUAGUUGGUGCUGCUAUUGGUACACGUACUGCAGAUAAACAUAGGUUACAACUUCUUGCUGCAUCUGGUGUUGAUGUUAUUGUUUUGGAUUCUUCUCAAGGCAAUUCUAAAUAUCAAGUUGACAUGAUUAAAUAUAUUAAAUCCGAGUAUCCAGGGCUACAGGUAAUUGCAGGAAAUGUUGUAACAACUAUGCAGGCUAAGAGUCUAAUAGAGGCUGGUGCUGAUGCUCUGCGUGUUGGAAUGGGUUGUGGAUCUAUUUGUAUCACUCAAGAAGUUAUGGCUGUAGGAAGACCUCAAGCAACUGCUGUAUAUAAGGUUGCAGAAUAUUCAAGAAGAUUUGGUGUACCUGUUAUAGCUGAUGGUGGAAUUCAGUCUAUUGGACAUAUAAUUAAAGGCCUAAGUUUGGGUGCUAGUACAGUUAUGAUGGGCUCAUUAUUAGCUGGUACUUCAGAAGCACCAGGUGAAUAUUUCUUUAGUGAUGGUGUACGUCUUAAGAAGUACAGAGGCAUGGGUUCUUUAGAAGCUAUGAAUAGAAAAGAUGCCCAAGGAUCAGCAAUGGACAGAUACUUUCAUAAUGAAAUGGACAAAUUGAAAGUAGCCCAAGGUGUUAGUGGUUCAAUAGUUGACAAAGGAACUGUUUUAAAAUUUUUACCCUAUUUACAAUGUGGCAUCAAACAUGGAUGCCAAGAUAUUGGGGCAAAAUCUAUUUCUGCUUUGAAAUCUAUGAUGUAUAGUGGGGAAUUAAAAUUUGAAAGACGAACACAUUCAGCCCAACAAGAAGGAAAUGUUCACAGCCUUUUCUCAUAUGAAAAGAGACUCUUUUAAUUAGGUAAAUAUUGAGUGAACAUCAUAUGAAAAGUACCUGCAUUUACUUGCAUAUAAACGAUGAAUUUUAGCAAAUUAUCACGAAUUAUGUGAUAUCACAUAUUGUUUAAUAAGAAAGAUCAAAAUUAUUUCUUAAUCCUAGACAAAUGAAAUUUAUUUCAUGAUUAUUUUAUAUGUAAUGGAACUUGUUUCGAAAUUUUUAGACAUACCUUUUAUUACAUCCACAUUACUUCAUAAGUACUUACAAGCAUUCAUCUAGAAUAUAGAAAUGUAUUUUAUACAUAUGCAGGUGUGAAAUAUUUUACUGUUUACAGAAGAAUAUAAAUUCUAUUGAAAGCUAUUUUAACGAAUCCUUUUAAGUGUAUUAACUUGUACAGAAACUUCUAUUAUAUAUUCCUGUAAUAAUUCAAUUUUUUACUACAUUAUUCUUUGAGUAAAUUAAUCAAUUUAAUUGAUAAAUAUGACUGAUUCAUGAAAUAAGUUAUAACUCGUAUUGUAAUAUUUCUUUCUUGUUGCAUUUAGUGUACCUGAUUUAUACUACUGAAAUGUAUAUUCUUUAAGAUGUUUUUGAAAUUAUAUUAAAAUUUCCGCAAAAGCUGAAGAAGAAUUUCGAAAAAUCACAAUGCAACAAGAAAAAAAUAAUAUUAAUAUAAAACAAGUUUAUAAACUGGAUGCCAAACUGUGGGAACAACCAGAAAGUUAAUCAGCUUCACUUUUUAUUGACUGAUUAUUCAUUCCUAUUACAAAGUGAUAAAAACAAAAAACUUAUCAGAUUCCCUACUACCUUAUCAUGUAUUUUAAUCUAAUUUGACAAAAUGUUUUUAUGAUCCUGAUUUAAUAUGAGCAAUCGUUUAAAAUGAAAAGCUUAGGCUGAAUUAUUUAAAUUAAGUGAAUUUUAUAAUUUUAAAUAUACCGACUAAUAUAAACAUGUCAUUCUGUAACCAUUAGAUUACAGAUUUUAUACAAGUGUUGUUACAAUAAAAUGUAUAUUUGAAAUAAAUCAUUAAUUCAUGUUGAA
Molecule: messenger RNA, 2774 nt
Organism: Osmia bicornis bicornis
Lineage: Eukaryota; Metazoa; Arthropoda; Insecta; Hymenoptera; Megachilidae
Gene: ras
Product: inosine-5'-monophosphate dehydrogenase 1b
Exons: 2
Coding region: 185-1756 (523 amino acids)
Biological process (GO): GTP biosynthetic process
Cellular component (GO): cytoplasm
Molecular function (GO): IMP dehydrogenase activity
Source: RefSeq, a predicted model, not a curated record